Cynara cardunculus var. scolymus (artichoke) is the source of this 948-nucleotide messenger RNA. RefSeq lists its product as uncharacterized. NCBI's taxonomy places the organism in Eukaryota, Viridiplantae, Streptophyta, Magnoliopsida, Asterales, Asteraceae. The record is from RefSeq and is a predicted model, not a curated record. Bases 1 to 948 code for a protein of 315 amino acids. The transcript has a single exon. Gene Ontology annotation, molecular function: nucleic acid binding; zinc ion binding.
AUGACACAAACCGCCAUCAUAGAUGUUACCUCUCAUACUCAUUUUCCGAUUAAGCUCACCCCAUUAAACUUUCCGGUGUGGCGAAAGCAGGUUAUGGCCACCCUUGUUGGCCUCAGACUGGACGGCUAUGUCACCGGCACCACUCACACCCCAUCCAAAACCCUUGCUUCCGAUUCAACCAAACCGAACCCCGCUUAUCUGACUUGGUUCCGCCAAGACCAAACCUUGCUCGGUGCCCUCCUCGGCAGUUGCUCGGAGCAAAUCCAACAUGUUAUCACCUCUGCUAAGACAUCAUGUCAGGCCUUCGAACAGCUUUUUGCAAGCUAUGCGAGUAAUUCCCGGUCUCGCAUAAUCUCCUUAAAAUCUCGGCUUGCAAACAACCCCCAAGGUUCCCGUCCAAUAGCUGAAUAUUUGCACGAGAUGAAAACACUUGCAGACGACUUAGCGCUAGCACAAUCUCCCAUCUCCGACGAGGACCUGGUUGUCCAUAUCCUUGGCCAACUAGGUGACGAUUUUGCAUAUGUUUCAGCGGCGUUAAAGAUGCGAGAAACAACCAUCAAAUUUUUAGACUUGUUCGACAAGUUGGUCGACCAUGAACGGUCUCUCCAGGUCAACCCUAGUGGCCCAAUUCUAGCCACUGUUAAUCAGACUCAACGACAGCCUGCUAGGCCCUCUAAUAAUCGCCCAAGUAGUGACUAUCGGACCCAAAUUCGGUUCUCAAAUGCUCCAAGGCUAGCUUGUUCUUCAACAUUUUUAAGCGGCGCAUCUUCGAUCCCGAAUGGUAAUCGUAAUUCUUUUUUUUGUAACUAUUGUUCCAUUCUGGGUCACGACACCAAAGACUGCAGAAAGUUGGCUAAGUUCCUCAAGGCGAACGAUAUCAUCAUCCAUGGGUCUGCUCCUGUCAUUAACACAUCGUCGGCUAGACCCAUCUCACCAACUAAUGCUUGA